Molecule: messenger RNA, 1635 nt
Organism: Aspergillus aculeatus ATCC 16872
Lineage: Eukaryota; Fungi; Ascomycota; Eurotiomycetes; Eurotiales; Aspergillaceae
Product: MDR family MFS transporter
Exons: 2
Biological process (GO): transmembrane transport
Molecular function (GO): transmembrane transporter activity
Source: RefSeq, a predicted model, not a curated record
AUGGCUGAGAAACGUCUUCCGGAAGACGCACCCUGGCCCGAGACCAACAGCGCGUCUGCUGUCGAGAUCAAUGCCGCCCCGGAGGACGAUACCAGUCAUGGUCCCGACUUUGGGCUGACCGGCCUACCGUUGGCUCUGGUCAUCCUUGGCCUUGGUCUCGCUAUCUUCCUCAUGUCGUUGGACUCGUCGAUCAUUGCAACUGCCAUCCCCCGCAUCACAUCCCAGUUCAACAGCACCGGGGACAUAGGCUGGUAUGGAAGUGCAUACUCCUUCGCCAUGUGCGCUCUGCAGCCCAUUGCCGGCAAGCUGUUUGCAAGCUUUUCCAUGAAGUGGAUGUUCCUUGGGUGUUUGGCCGUGUUUGAGCUUGGUUCACUGCUGUGCGCCCUUGCUGUGAACAGUCCAAUGCUCAUUAUCGGGCGCGCGAUCGCCGGAGCUGGGGCAGCCGGAUGCUUCACGGGAGCCUUCUGCAUCGUCGCGGCUGCUCUCCCGCUUGCCAAGCGCCCCUUCUACGUGGGAAUCCUCCAGUCGACGUUCGGCAUCGCGACCAUCAUCGGACCCAUCCUAGGCGGUGCCUUCACGCAGCACGCGACAUGGCGGUGGUGUUUCUGGAUCAACCUACCCAUUGGCGCCAUCACGAUCAUGGCCCUGGUCUUCUUCUUCAAGCCGCCCCCGCGUGACUCCUCUACAACUUCUCCUGUCCUGCAUCGGCUGAAGAGCUUGGAUCUGUUCGGUGCUGUGCUCUUCGCCCCGUCCGUGAUCAUGAUACUCCUGGCUCUCCAGUGGGGCGGAAUUUCCUACGCGUGGAAGAGCGCCACCAUCAUCGGACUCUUCAUCGGCGGCGCAGGACUCGGCCUCAUCUUCGCCGUCUGGCAGGUCUACAAGGGCGACGCGGCCAUGAUCCCGCCGCGCCUGAUGACAGAACGCACCAUGCUCUUCUGCUGCCUCGGAGAAUUCUGCGCCAUGGGCGCCGUCUACAUCUCGAUCUACUAUCUUCCCGAAUGGUUCCAAGUCAUCGAGGGCGCGUCCCCGACCAAGUCAGGCCUGAUGUAUCUGCCCCUGGCGCUGUCGGACGUGCUCUCCGCCACGCUCACGGGCGCCUCCCUCAAGUACCUGGGGUACCCGAACCCCUACCUGCUGCUCGGCACGGCGCUGAUGAGCAUCGCCACGGGCCUCUUCUCGACCUUCACCCUCACCACCCCGCACGAGCACUGGAUCCCCUUCCAGGUCCUCCAGGGCCUCGGCGCCGGCAUGACCCUGUCCAUGCCCUACGUCGCCACGCAGACCGUCCUCGACCACGCCGACAUCCCCGUCGGCACCUCCCUGCUCCAGUGCUUCCAGUUCUUCGGUGCCGCCGUCAACCUCGCCAUCGCCGAGGCCCUCUUCGACAACAAGCUGGUCACGGGUCUGGGGGAUCUCGGGCUGCCCGCUGCGGAAGUCGAGCGCAUUGUCAGCGCCGGAUCUGCGGAAGUGCGCAGCGUGGUUCCCUAUAGUGAUCUGCCCGGCGUGCUGCAUGCCUACAACCACGCGCUCACCACCACCUUCUACGUCGCUGCGAGCUUUGCCGCUCUGGCCUUUCUGCUCUCGCUGGGCGUCCGGUGGAGGAGUGUCAAGCCGCCGAAAUCCAAAGCUGUUGCU